This is a messenger RNA of Andrographis paniculata, 816 nucleotides long. RefSeq names its product protein DMP3. NCBI's taxonomy places the organism in Eukaryota, Viridiplantae, Streptophyta, Magnoliopsida, Lamiales, Acanthaceae. The record is from RefSeq and is a predicted model, not a curated record. The coding region runs from base 26 to 646 and encodes 206 amino acids. The transcript has a single exon. Gene Ontology annotation, biological process: endomembrane system organization.
UAUACCAUCCAAUAUAUCCUCAACCAUGUCUCUAAGGCAAAGGCCCCAACCACCGCCACCACAACCCUCCGCCGUCGAUCCGCCGCCGGCACCACUGCGACUGCCGCCGGAAAGAACAGCUCUCUCUCAAGCCUUAGAGAGCACGGCCCACCUGGCGAACCUCCUCCCGACCGGCACGCUCCUGGCCUUCCAACUCCUCACUCCGAUCUUCACCAACAACGGGUCGUGCGACGCCGCGACACGGCCCCUGAGCUUCUCCCUCCUCCUCGUUCUCUCCCUCUCGUGCUUCCUUGCCUCCUUCACCGACAGCGUCAGGGUCUCCGACGGCCGCCUCUACUACGGCCUCGCCACGCCCAAAGGCCUGUGGCUAUUCGACUAUAACGAAGACGCAUCGUUGGCACCCGAUGACCUCGGGAAGUACAGGCUGAAGUUUGUCGACGUGGUGCAUGCGGUCCUGUCGGUGCUGGUGUUCGGUGCUGUGGCGUUGCGGGACAAGAAUGUGGUGAGUUGCUUUUACCCGGCGCCGGGGGACGAGGCCCGGGAGGUGCUCGAUGCUGUCCCUGUUGGGAUCGGAGUCGUCUGCAGCCUGCUGUUCGUAGUUUUUCCCAGCACAAGGCAUGGAAUUGGGUACCCUUUGAGUAAAUAGAUGGCUUGCUUUGAUCUUGUUCAUUUGCACAUACAUAAAUUGUAGCAAUGUUUUGUUGUUAGUAAAUACUAUGUCUUAUUCUAUUUAGUACAAAAUAUAUGUUAAUAUAUACUCCCUCUGUCCCACGUACCAUGUCUACGUUGCUGUUUCUGUCCGUCCCACGUACCAUG